AAUCACAUGACACGACAGCUAGAUAUUUUUAGAUAGGCUAGAAGUUGACGUUAUCAUGGUGCAUGUGAUUCUGCAUAUCAGAUAAUACGGACAUACAAGUGAUAAUAGUGGUAUUCAAACUUUCUUCAUUGUUCAUUGUUCGGGCAACAUACGUCGAAACAUGGACAGUAGUAAGCUGAGGCUGGCGGUGGUGCUAGUGGCACUUUCUGUACAUUUUUCAGCUGCUGACUUCACCCAAUAUCGUGACUUUAUUCUGAGCCAAGCAAACAACGCAACGCUGAACAAACUCUUUGCUGAACAUGUCAAAAAAUUCAGAGUCUCCGAAAAUGACCUGAAGUUGCCCACGUUUCCGUGCUCCACAUACUCGGUCAAACGAGGACCUGUAACAGUACAUAAUUUGACGCCACAGGAUAUAAAAGUGGUGGCUGGAGUAGGCGAUUCAAUAACGGCCGGCACCGGAAUUCAGGCCCAGACUGUUAUUGGUCUUCUUACAGAGUACCGGGGACUAUCCUGGAGUAUUGGUGGAGACAAACAGGUAGAGGAUUAUGUCACUUUGGCAAACAUCUUAAAGAAGUAUAACCCGGAUAUAAAAGGAUUCUCUGUGGGAAGGGGGGAUGUCGACAGCGCAAACGCACACCUCAACGUGGCUAACCCAGGAGACCAGGCGAGAGACAUGCCUGGACAGGCCAAAUUGUUGGUGGAGCGAUUGAAGGAGGAACCCGGUGUAGAUUUUGAAAAUGACUGGAAAGUUAUCACCCUGUUUAUUGGCGGAAAUGACCUCUGUGACUACUGCGAUGACAAGGAAACCUUUAGUACAGCGAACUUCAUUGGGCACGUGACGGAGGCUUUAGACAUCCUGCACCAAAACAUCCCCAGGGCCUUUGUCAACGUUGUGGAGACUCUGAAUAUUGCGGACAUCAACGUCCUCAAUGAAGGUCUCAUCUGUGAUACAAUUCAUUUCUUUUUGUGCCGAUGUGGAACCUUCCCAACUGAGAAGGAGAGAGAUGAAAUGCGGGCUGCCGUGAAGUCGUAUCAGAAAGCUAUUGCAGACCUCGCCAGUUCCGGUCGAUACGAUACCAGGGAUGAUUUUACUGUUGUUGCGCAACCUUUCUACGAAGAAACAGAUAUUCCGAGAUUGCCCGAUUCCAACGAGGCGGAUCUAAGUUACUUCGCCCCAGAUUGUUUCCAUCUCAGCGAGAAGGGACACAAGUGUGCGGCGGAAGCAUUGUGGAACAAUAUGAUUGAACCCGUGGGACAGAAGAGGUUAAAGUGGACUCCAAAGGAGGAGAUAGAAUGCCCCAGUGCUGAUAAUCCCUUUUUCUACACCGGUAAAAACAGCUUGAUGUUGUCUGAACAUUCAGAUUCAAAGCGAGAUCCCACCACUGCUCCUGACAGCGCGGACUCCGGGAAGACGAGAUCCGCCUCUUCCUUAGGUGGUAUUGGUAUAGGGGUGGCGUGUUUAGUAUUAGUAGGCAUGAUUUGCGUCCUCAUUUUUGUUGGAAACCAACAAGCAGGAGGUGGAGGAGGUGGUCAGGGGGAUAAGAAAGAUGACAAGGAAAGGAAGAAGAAGUAUGAACCCCCAGUUCCAACAAGGGUCGGCAAAAAGAAGAAGAAGUCGAAGGGUCCUGACACUGCCAGUAAACUACCACAAGUGACACCUCACACACGAUGCAGACUCAAACUUCUAAAAUUAGAAAGGAUCAAAGAUUACCUGCUAAUGGAGGAAGAAUUCAUCAGAAAUCAGGAGAGGCUCAAACCACAGGAAGAAAAACAUGAGGAAGAGAGAACAAAAGUGGAUGAGUUGAGAGGAUCUCCAAUGUCUGUUGGCACGCUGGAAGAGAUCAUUGACGAUAACCACGCCAUCGUCUCCACUUCUGUUGGAAGCGAACACUACGUCAGCAUCCUGUCAUUUGUAGACAAAGACCAACUGGAGCCGGGGUGUUCUGUGCUGCUAAAUCACAAGGUACAUGCUGUGGUGGGCGUGCUAGGUGAUGACACAGAUCCCAUGGUGACAGUCAUGAAGCUGGAGAAAGCUCCCCAGGAGACGUAUGCAGACAUUGGGGGACUGGACCAACAGAUUCAAGAAAUCAAGGAAUCCGUAGAAUUACCACUAACACAUCCAGAAUAUUACGAAGAAAUGGGAAUUAAACCGCCAAAGGGUGUUAUUUUAUAUGGACCUCCAGGGACAGGAAAAACACUUUUGGCCAAAGCUGUGGCGAAUCAGACAUCUGCAACAUUUUUACGUGUUGUCGGAUCAGAACUUAUUCAGAAAUACUUGGGCGAUGGUCCAAAAUUAGUCCGAGAAUUGUUCCGAGUGGCAGAAGAACAUGCUCCGUCUAUUGUCUUUAUUGAUGAAAUAGAUGCUGUGGGAACAAAACGGUAUGACUCCAACUCUGGAGGUGAGAGAGAAAUUCAGAGAACUAUGUUAGAACUUCUCAACCAGCUGGAUGGUUUUGAUUCCAGAGGAGAUGUGAAGGUGGUCAUGGCAACAAACAGAAUUGAAACCCUCGACCCUGCUCUAAUUCGACCAGGAAGAAUUGAUCGAAAGAUAGAAUUCCCUCUCCCUGAUGAGAAAACAAAGAGGAGAAUCUUCACUAUUCACACCAACAGAAUGACUCUAGCAGAGGAUGUCAAUAUUGAUGAUUAUGUUAUGGCCAAGGAUGAUCUCUCGGGAGCAGAUAUCAAGGCUAUAUGCACAGAAGCCGGAUUACUAGCUCUUAGAGAGAGAAGAAUGAAGGUUACAAAUGACGACUUUAAAUCAGCGAAAGAAAAUGUGUUAUACAGAAAGAAUGAGGGAACCCCUGAAGGACUAUACCUAUAAAAGAAAAAGAAACUUUCAACAUUUUAUACAAUUUAUUUCACAGGCAUUGUGAAUACUGAACUGUGUUGUUAUUAAAUUAUGUGUAACUUCA
Messenger RNA from Ostrea edulis (European flat oyster), 2912 nucleotides. RefSeq lists its product as uncharacterized. Gene Ontology annotation, molecular function: ATP binding; hydrolase activity, acting on ester bonds; ATP hydrolysis activity. The transcript is spliced from 24 exons. Gene Ontology annotation, biological process: proteasome-mediated ubiquitin-dependent protein catabolic process. Bases 161 to 2821 code for a protein of 886 amino acids. Gene Ontology annotation, cellular component: proteasome regulatory particle, base subcomplex. Lineage: Eukaryota; Metazoa; Mollusca; Bivalvia; Ostreida; Ostreidae. The record is from RefSeq and is a predicted model, not a curated record.